Molecule: messenger RNA, 240 nt
Organism: Halteromyces radiatus
Lineage: Eukaryota; Fungi; Mucoromycota; Mucoromycetes; Mucorales; Cunninghamellaceae
Exons: 2
Source: RefSeq, a predicted model, not a curated record
CAAUUCCCUGUACGACCAGCAUUUGCAAUGAUCAUCCACAAGAGUCAAGGAAAAUCACUGGGCUAUGUAGGUGUGUAUCUGAAAGAUCAAGUGUUUGCCCAUGGACAACUGUAUGUAGCUCUCUCACGAUCAAGUGAUCCGUCAACUCUUCGAGUGGCAGCCCCACAACCAGUUCGCAAUUCUCAACCACAAACUGCCAAAUUGUAUAUCGCGACGUCCUUCUAUAGUUUUUUUCUUUUU